This is a messenger RNA of Sinocyclocheilus rhinocerous, 2084 nucleotides long. RefSeq lists its product as uncharacterized. Gene Ontology annotation, biological process: positive regulation of cell population proliferation; cell adhesion. The transcript has 8 exons. The record is from RefSeq and is a predicted model, not a curated record. Bases 179 to 991 code for a protein of 270 amino acids. Gene Ontology annotation, cellular component: plasma membrane. Lineage: Eukaryota; Metazoa; Chordata; Actinopteri; Cypriniformes; Cyprinidae. Gene Ontology annotation, molecular function: cytokine activity; stem cell factor receptor binding.
CUGAGCACGCCAUGCUCUCCAUCGGGACCGGAGGAGAAAGACACGCCAAAACCACUGAUCCCGAGCCCGUCCUGUGAUUAUCUCCAGUCAGAUGUACAGGCGGAAACAUGCCUGCAUUCCGUUGUCAGGGCAAACGAAGAAAGUAAGGAGUCACGGCUGAUUUGUUUUUAAUAUUCCCAUGUUCCACAUGAGGGAGGUUAAGAUUGGAGAAAGCAUUUGUGUAUUAGUGUUGCUUUUUUCUGGGCUUGUGACCUGCUCAGGUGUUUUUGGAAGCCCUUUAACAGAUGAUGUGGCCACGUUGGACAUACUGAGUGAAAACAUUCCCAGUGACUACAGAAUACCUAUUCGCUUCAUCACCAAGGAUGUGGGUGGAGCUUGCUGGCUAUAUGUGAACCUGUAUCACGUCGAAAGCAGUUUAAAAACAUUGGCCCUCAAGUUUGGCAAUCUGUCCACCAAUAAAGUGAACAUCACUAUUUUUAUAACAAUGCUGGAGGGUUUUCGUUUCACUCUGGACAAUGAGGAGCUGGAGGUGACAAUGCAAACAUUCGAGUGCCACUAUAGAAGGGGAAAGUGGCCGACUAGACGUUACUUCAGUCAUGUUAAAGAGGUUCUUACAGCGGCUGGAUCUACACUUGGCAAGUUUCAUGACUGCACACCUCCUCCUUGCCAGAUCCCCGCAGCUCCUCCAUUCACACCAGGUCAAAGCAGACAGCAGAACGGUAUGAACGGAGCGAUUCACGGGCUCUUGGCGCUGUUCAUCAUCCCCAGCAUGGCACUUCUGGUCCUCUCUGUCAAGAUGGUAUUCAGAAGAAGCGGCUGUUGUGUGCAAAGAAUGCAUGAAGUCAGCUUGAAUGAGCCCCACGACGGAGCUGAAGAAAGCAGAACUGGGCCCCACAGCGGAGCUGCGCAAGGGGACCCUGAUUCCAGCUCUAGCAGCCAGCAGGACAGGGCGUGGCUGGAUUCUUUAGGGUGUGCAGACACAGAGGUUUAAAUGAAAAAUGCAUGAGGAAACUCAUUGGAAAUGGCAGUAUUUUGUGGUGGAGACCUCCGGGUUUAUGAAGCGGACAAUGAAGGGAAUAUUGUGGCUGUUCCAGGAGGGAUGCAUGAGAUGUUUCUAGACUUACUCAUCAAGCUGUACCUGCUCACCACAAAAAAAAACAUUAGGCUGAAGAGACGAAUCGCAACUUGUGUCAGGCUUAACUAAUCAGUGAGAGUCUGAUAUUCCGGGAUGCCAUCCUAAAAACUAUGGGAGAAUUUCAUCCGGCAGGAAGUGUGGCUCUUUGAUGAGCGCAUUGGCUGGUCUGCUGCGAUGCCCGCGGCAGCUUGUUGGCUUUGAGGAACGCCGCUGGUCCUGCAGGCCUCUGCGAGGAGGAUAAAUGGCUUUUUUGUGCCAGCGCACCAUUGCAUGAGGAUAGUGGUUUAUUUUGCACCAGAAAACAUCUUUGGAACAGAGCACAGGCUUGUCUAGAAACACGUUUGAUUUAGAGCGGGGGACAACAGUGCCAAGAUUUUUGGCGUUUACUACUCGUUUAUUAACCAAUAUUGAACCAGAUGAGAUCCUCACAAGAUCCGGUUCUUCUGAAGAGGGAAGGAUCUGACGGCUCUCGUUUCAUCCACUUUGGUUUUAACACGUUCAAACUCUGUGUCUCUCACACAAACACACUCUGGCUGGAAGAACCGAAUGUCUCUGUCCCUCUUGAGAUGGUCUGUAAUCCAGGUCAUCGGUCCGACUGCGUUUUAUUAACUAGUUUGGCCUUGUCCACAUGCUCGCACACUCCAGCGGCGCAACAAGAGCUGAUUGUUUUCGUGACAACAUGGGGAAAGCCAGAGAGCAUGAGAAAAGAGCUCACAUAGUAAAGAACAUCAACAUGACUCAUGUCCUAUAAUUCAAUCUCACUUGCUAUAGCAUCUCUCGCUCAUUCUAUUCCGGUGUCUGUUUUCUUGCUCACUGUAACUAAAUGGCAUUGUCAUGAGAUUAAGACCAACUGAGUAGAUUAGAAUUGAUUCUUCAAUGUUCGGAUUUGAUAGAUUAGUCAAUGUUCAUGCGGCUUCUUUCCGUACAACAAAAGCCCCAAAAAGUGUUU